AUGAGCACCUGGAUGAAUGACGCCGUCCCCAACCACAAUGGCAACAACGGCUUCCCGCACAUGAACGACCCCAACGCCGCCGGUGCCAUGAUGGAUCCCUCCGCCUUCAUGGCCAAUUCGGGCCAGUUUAAUCCCAACCAGUUUCCCAAUCAGCAGCAGAUGAUGGGCUUGCAGAAUGGCCCCAUGCGAAACGCCUCGCCGGCCGCAUUCCAGAACCAGAACCAAAACCAGAACCAGGCGGCGAAUCCCGCCUUCCCGACAAACUCUGUCGUCCCGUCGAAAAGACCCCGACCGCGCGAGGACAGCAUCACCAGCUCCCCGAGGCAGAACCAGGGCAUGCAGCCGCCGUCGCGUUCCGAGACGCCUCAGCAGCAUAAUUUUGCCGGAUUCCAACCCGGUGCCGCCAUGGCGCCCGGCCAGAACCCCGGCCCGUUCCCCCAUCUCCAGCCGAACGGCUCCGCGAACGCGAGCCCUUCGCCCAUCAUGAGCAAUCAGAUGCGACCCGGCACCGUCCCCCAGAGAGUCUCGACCGUCUCCCCUCACCCCUUCUCGCCCGGCGCCCAGCAGUUUGGCGGCAAUUCGCAGGCGUCGCCCAUCGUCUCGGAGCAGGGCACCCCCCAACCAAACGUGUUCAUGCAGAACAUGCCGCCGGGCUACAACCCGGCCUUUGCGCCGGCCCCAAAUUCUCGUCCCUCGCCCAAUUCGAAUGCCAUGCCGGGAGGUCAGAUGAUGGCCCAGAUGGGCCAGAUGUCCCAACACAUGGGCCAGAUCCCGCCCCAGAUGUACCAGCAGAUGCAGCAACAGCUGCAGCAACAGCAACAGCAGCAGCAGCAGCAGCAGCAACAACAACAACAGCAGCAACAGCAGCAACAGCAGCAGCAGCAGCAACAGCAGCAACUUCCACAGACACCCCAGCAGGGUCAACCCCAGCAGGGCCAACAGCAACAGCAUCGCUCCCAGAGCAUCUCGGACCAGCAGAAGAUGGCCGCAUACCAGAUGCGGAUUCAACAACAGCUACAGGGCAACAUGCAGAUGCAGGCCCAGAUGCAGGCCCAGAGCAUGGGACGUGGCAUGAUGCCGAAGCAACAAAUGACCCAAGGCGCAAUGCGACCGCAGCCUCGGCCGAUGGCGAAUAUCAACCCCGAGCAGUUUAUGAAAAACCUCACGGCGCUGAUGACCGCAAAGGGUCUUCCGCUUGACCCGAACCCGAUCGUCGGCGACCGACCCGUCAACCUCGUCAUGCUGUUCCAAGUCAUCCAAUCCCGCGGCGGCUACAAGCAGGUGACGGCGGCAAACGGGUGGGCACACAUAGCCCAAGCCCUUGGCCUUCCCGCCCAGCUGCCGACCGUGGCUCCUCUGCUGAAGCAGGUGUACGAAAGAAACUUGUCCAAGUUCGAAGAGGCCUGGAUGGCGCAGCAAAAGCAGAGGAUGAUGCAGCAAAACGCGAGCAUGCCAAGCCAGGGUACGCCCCAAAAGCAGAUGCAGCCGGGCCAGCCCAUGCAGCCAGGACAACCCAUGCAGCCAGGUCAACAUAUGCCGCCAGGACAACAGAUGUCGCCAAGACAGCAGAUGCCGCCGGGACAGCAGAUGUCACAGGGACAGCAGAUGCCGCCAGGACAGCAGAUGCCGCCAGGACAGCAGAUGCCGCCGGGACAGCAGAUGCCACCAGGACAGCAGAUGCAGCCGGGACAGCAGAUGCCGCCGGGACAGCAGAUGUCACCGAGACAGCAGAUGCCACCGGGACAGCAACAGAUGCCUGGCGGACAACAGAUGCCUCCCGGACAACAGAUGCCGCCGGGGCAACAGGUGCAUCAGGGGCAGAUGCCGCCGGGACAGCAGAUGCCGCCGGGACAGCAGAUGCAUCAGGGACAGAUGCCUCAAGGUCCGCCGCAGCAGGUGCAGGUGCAGCCGGGGCAAGCAGCGCAUGCGCAGCAGCAAGCCGCCGCGAAACCUGGCCAGCCUCCCGUCAACGGCUUCUCGACACCUCAACCUCAACAACAAAACGCCUUGCCUGGCCACGGCAGGCACAGCCUCCCCCACACCCCGGCCACCAACGAUUUUUCGAUGCCGUCUCCCGCACACCAACGUCCCGGAAGCGUGUCCCUGAGCCAGGGCGAUCGGCGAACGUCGGCUCCGCUCGUAUCUGCCGCGACACCCCAACUCAUGCCCCAACCGAUACCCCGACCGACACCAAGGUCCGACGUGUACGAACCCUGCGCGCGAGAGCUAUCGACGCACGGAGGCAUCGACGCCGAUGCGGCGGCCCUUUUGGGGGCGGAGCUGGAAAGGUGGGAGCCGUCAGUUCCGACCCUGAACGAGCUCGGCAACAUCGACAUCCAUGCUCUGACCAGAAGCCUGCAAAGCGGGAUUCAUGGUGAAGUUCGUCUCGCCCUCGACACGUUGGCCACCGUCUCCUCCGCUCCCAGCCAGAUGCACUUCCUGCAGCUGAGAUACUGCGACGACUUGACCGACGCACUCGUUGACUGCGCCGAGGAUCAACUGGACCUGCUGGCCGAGCACACGGUCGAAGUUUGCGACGAGAUUCAGCUUACACCGUACGAAGACCUGGUUCGAGCAUGCCGGCUCGAGCAGAUGGGGAUAAGGGAAGUCCCCGCGUUCGGCACGACUGAUUACGACCUGGAUCGUGCCGUCGACAAGUUGAUCUGCAUCACGACGAUCCUCCGCAACGUUUCCUUCCCCGGCGAGCAGAACGACAACCAUCAUUUCCUCGCCGACGACCAUGUCAUCAAGAUGCUCUGCACGGUGAUUCGCUACCUCGGCACGCGCACCAUGCUGCUCCGUACGCACUCGAACACGCUGGACUUUAUGAAGGACGUCGUGGUGCUGCUCUCCAACAUUUCCGGCGCCGUUGAACUACCUGGUCGAGAGCAGGCUUUGUGUCUUUUGAAAUUCUUGCUUGCCUUUGCUCCCGCCCCGGGCCCGACGAAAAUCAACGGCACCAUGUUCCUGCCGCCGUACAUUCCAAGGCUUCAUCCUUACACGCCCCAUGCUGUUGACGCUCUUGCGAAGCUGCUCGCUCGGGACGAGCCGAACAGAGGGUUCUACAAAGUUUUGUUCGCCACCGACGCCAACAGCGUGCCGGCCUUUGAGCUCCUCACCCGCACCUUUGCUCUGGCCAUAGCGCCGAUUCCCGACAAGCUGACGGAGCAGACGCGCAACCCGGUGCUGCCGACGCUCGUCGAAUGCCGAAAGCCGUUCCUCAUGCAAGGUCUACUAGCCGCAGAGAUUCUCGCAUCGCUCGCCCCGGGUUCCGAGUCGGGCAUCGCCAACUCCUGGCUUUCGUCGGACGACCGGCUUGCGCAGAGGCUGUUCCACCUCGUCCAAGAGCUCAGCUUCUUGUACGACAAGCCACCCCCGACGACCCGCGGUGGCAAUCGAGGUCAACGGAAGGACCCUGAGCUCGUCUACAUCGUCGUCGUAACCGUCGCGCUCCUUAGGAGAUUGAUGGAGAAGUCGCGGGACGCCAACAACCCGACGGCGUCCGUCCCCGCCAAUCUGCUUCCGGAGCCCCGGAUGCUGAUGAACGCUCUCACGAUGCAGGCGCCCGAUUGGACCAAGGAGGGAAUGUUGCCGCAGCUGUCGGCAAUCUUCAAUCUCUGA
Drechmeria coniospora is the source of this 3621-nucleotide messenger RNA. RefSeq names its product ARID/BRIGHT DNA binding domain containing protein. The record is from RefSeq and is a predicted model, not a curated record. Lineage: Eukaryota; Fungi; Ascomycota; Sordariomycetes; Hypocreales; Ophiocordycipitaceae. The transcript has a single exon. The coding region runs from base 1 to 3621 and encodes 1206 amino acids. Gene Ontology annotation, molecular function: transcription cis-regulatory region binding. Gene Ontology annotation, biological process: regulation of transcription by RNA polymerase II. Gene Ontology annotation, cellular component: SWI/SNF complex; nucleus.